Molecule: messenger RNA, 720 nt
Organism: Biomphalaria glabrata
Lineage: Eukaryota; Metazoa; Mollusca; Gastropoda; Planorbidae
Product: perlucin-like protein
Exons: 2
Coding region: 140-622 (160 amino acids)
Biological process (GO): biological process involved in interspecies interaction between organisms
Cellular component (GO): external side of plasma membrane
Molecular function (GO): carbohydrate binding
Source: RefSeq, a predicted model, not a curated record
UCUUGCUCAAGUUUGUCUCCCUUUGUACUUUUUUUUCAAUACCAUUUCAUAGGACGGGCAGCCAACUUUAAAUAGUUUUUAAAAAAAGCUCAGAUCCUGUUUAUACAUCACUGUCUGUUAGUGAAAUUUUAAACUUAAAAUGAUGGAGUACACAUUGAUAUUUCUACUAAUACUGACAUAUUUAACAUCACAGACGCAAGGUGCCGUUUGCAACAGUGCAGGCUCUCAAUUUUCUUCUCCUCGACCCUACAAAGGAAAAUGCUACUACCUAUCAACAUUCUCUCCUAGGAACUACGAGGAAGCGAACUCGUACUGCGAAAAGCUGGGGGGCUACUUAGCUGAACUUGAUGACUGGGAUGAGCUCCGCUUUGCCCAGAGCGUUGUCAUGUCGUCAGACCGCGACAUCGUCUACAUCGCCGGCUCAGACCGCGCGCAGGAGGGCAAAUGGAUCUUCCCGAGAACUGGGAAAGCAAUGUGGGUCUUCGACUGGAAGGUGAAUGAGCCCAACAAUCUGGAUAAUGUUGAGAACUGCGUCCACCUCUGGAAGUCCUACAACGCCAAAAUGAAUGAUUACAUCUGUGAGUUCACUAAACAAAAGAGUUACUUCCUUUGCGAAGUGUAGAUUGAUCUACUGUCUCCCCUCGAAGUAUUUUUGUUUUCAAAUGAUACUUGAAAAGGAAUCUAUUCACUUUCAUGAAAAAGAAAGUUACACAAUACUUA